AUGGCGAAAUUUAAAGGUGUCGUGCAGAUGUUUGUUGAGAAAAUUUGGAUAAAUAAAGAAAUACAUCCGAAAAUAUUUGAGCGCUGCAUUAGGCGAACGGUGCCAACAUUUUAUCUUUCAAUUGCUUUGUGGGCCGUAUUGGUAAUCUAUUGUGCCCUGCCUAUUGUAAUGCUCAUAACCAACGGACAGACGCUAAAUUCCCGCGAUAAAACAUUACCAUAUCCCAUGAUGUUUCCCUAUGAUCCUCAAAAACCUUUAAAUUAUAUCCUAACCUAUAUAGCUUCGUUUUACACUGGAGCAAUUACCGUUACCCUGUUUUAUGCCACCGAUGCCAUCUUAGCCAUAUUUAUAAGUUUCCUUUGUGGCCAAUUUGAAAUUUUACACGGCAAUAUUGUACGUUUAAUACCCGAUUGCCAUGCAGAAUGCUUGAAUAUAAAUGGAUCUUCGUCAUCGAUUGGAAAUAAUUUGGAUUUUUUGCAUUCUUUAUAUGUCAAAAGGUUGCAUGAAUUAUCCAAUACCCAUGCUAAACUUAUAAGGUUUUGUAUGGAACUGGAAAAUAUGUUUUCAUUUCAAUUAAUGGUAAACAUUAUGACAUCGACAUUUCAAAUAUGUUCUAAUAUGUUUCAGUUUGUGGUGGCUGGUCGUAAUUCGCUGAGUGACUUUUUGCGUUUCUCUCUGUUCUUCUUUUCGAUGACCGGACAAUUGUAUGUUAUGUGCCAACUUGGUACGAUACUUAUAACAAGGUCCUUAGAUACAGUAAAUUAUUUAUACACCUGCAACUGGGAAGGUGGAAAAAUAUCUCAACACUCAGCGUUGCUACAAAAUGAGGACUACAUCGAGUUGGAUACACUAAAUUCAAAGAUGCCAUCAUGGAAGCACAUAGAAUAUUAUCCAGCUAAUCGCGAAUUUCAACGAAAAUUACAAUUUAUGAUUAUGCGUAGUCAACGUCCUCUACAAUUGACUGCAAUGAAAUUUACCGUGUCGUCAUUGGGUACUUUUACAACGAUUCUCUCCACAGCAAUGUCCUAUUUUGCUCUACUGAAUUCACUUUUGGAUAAACAAAAAUAA
Molecule: messenger RNA, 1068 nt
Organism: Musca vetustissima
Lineage: Eukaryota; Metazoa; Arthropoda; Insecta; Diptera; Muscidae
Product: odorant receptor 13a-like
Exons: 6
Coding region: 1-1068 (355 amino acids)
Biological process (GO): detection of chemical stimulus involved in sensory perception of smell; sensory perception of smell
Cellular component (GO): plasma membrane
Molecular function (GO): olfactory receptor activity; odorant binding
Source: RefSeq, a predicted model, not a curated record